This is a messenger RNA of Volvox carteri f. nagariensis, 891 nucleotides long. RefSeq names its product MAP kinase phosphatase 1 (gene mkp1). The record is from RefSeq and is a predicted model, not a curated record. Gene Ontology annotation, biological process: protein dephosphorylation. Gene Ontology annotation, molecular function: protein tyrosine/serine/threonine phosphatase activity. The transcript is spliced from 4 exons. The coding region runs from base 1 to 891 and encodes 296 amino acids. NCBI's taxonomy places the organism in Eukaryota, Viridiplantae, Chlorophyta, Chlorophyceae, Chlamydomonadales, Volvocaceae.
AUGAACCAGGAGUCUGCAGCUUCUACUUCUGCCGUUUCACCCACAGCACUGCAGCGCCCCGCCUUGCGUACUUUGGACCUGCGCUCGCUCCCAGUUGAAGAUGCCGCACCCAGCGAAACACAACUGCGAAGGCAGAAGUAUCUCUUCUUCGAGAAGCAUUGCUCUGAGGUGUCAGCGGGGCUAUUCCUAUCUGGGGACUAUGUGGCAAAGAACAGGGAGACCCUGCGGCAGGCGGGUGUCACACAUGUGCUCAACUGCGUUGGCUUCAUAUGCAAGGAGUAUUUUAAGGAUGAGUUGACGUACAAAACACUAUACCUGCAAGAUACACCCGCGGAAGAUAUCUUGUGCGUGCUGUACGACUGCCUGGACUAUAUUGACAGCGCACUGCAUUCCGGUGGACGCAUCCUGGUGCAUUGCAGCCAGGGGGUCAGCCGCUCAGCUACGUUGGUGAUUGCGUACAUAAUGUGGCGCAGCGGCAAGCCGUAUGAUGAGGUCUUCGCGGCGGUGAAAGCAGUUCGUGGCGUGGCAAAUCCCAACAUCGGGUUCACGUGCCAGCUGUUGCAAUGGCAAAAACGUGCUGCCAGCGCCAAGUCCAGGAUGCGCAUGUACCGCAUCGCAUCGCACUGUGUCCAUGCGCCAAACUACCUUGUACCAAAACUCAUUACUCCGCCGAAGCAGUACCCCAACAAUACCCACCGGGACUUGGACCCCCGAGGCGCCUUCGUGCUGCAAACACCUGGGGGGCCCACGUACGUGUGGCGGGGAGAGCAUUGCCCUGACGCAUACGUGGCGGCUGCGCACAGGGCAGCAUGCCACCUCCGGAAGUUCGAGGGCGCGGGUCCGGUGGUGGAGGUGCGGCAAGGUAAGGCAGAUUGUGAGCGGUCUGGUUAA